AUGAGGGUCCAAAGCAUCGCUCUCUUCCUCGGUCUAUGCACCGCAGCCUUCGCAGUCCCUCAUAAGCCCCAGAACAAAAGAGGUAUGUGGAAGAACUGGCAAGAGUCAUCAAUUACUACUGUAACGCCGACGCCGACGCCCACACCCCGGCCGACUCCCAGGCCGACGCCCACUACACCUCCGGGCGACGACGAUGAUUCUGGGGAGUUUCCCUUCCCAUGGCCCACCGAGUGGCCACCAAUCUUCGAUGGCUUCCCGGAAAUCGGGGGCAAUGACGAUUCAAGCUCCGACAAUGUGCCUGAUGCCAAUGAUAAAUCUAUGUCUGGGACUCCAGACGUCAAGGGCGACGAGCGUCCUUCGAAGAGCUCGAAGUAG
Messenger RNA from Aspergillus caelatus, 375 nucleotides. RefSeq lists its product as uncharacterized. The coding region runs from base 1 to 375 and encodes 124 amino acids. NCBI's taxonomy places the organism in Eukaryota, Fungi, Ascomycota, Eurotiomycetes, Eurotiales, Aspergillaceae. The transcript has a single exon. The record is from RefSeq and is a predicted model, not a curated record.